AUGGAACUAGACUACGAUACUUGCGCCCAGUUUCUGGCGAGGUUCGACGCUGAUCUGAACACCAGCUCUGAUAAUUCAAAUUCGAACAACAUUAACAGCUCUAAUUCCUCGCACCACACCCUCUCUGCUUCUGCAUCCCCUGCCAGCAUACUAGACACAUCUUUCUUGGAUAACAGGAAUUCAUCUUCCUCUCCCCCAGGUCUAUCGUCUGGCUCGGCUACCUCUCACUCACCGGAGUCUCUUCGUUUUGAUUACGACGUCACCGCUGCGUGGAACCCAAACGACCAAACCUUCUUCUCCCCCAUUGACGAUUCUGGUAUUUUAGCCGCUCAGUCUUGGGACGCCCUCAUGCCCCCAGCAGAUUCAUCGCAGCAACAGAACCAACAGCAACAGCAAGCAAGCCCAUUAAGCGAUUAUAUCAAGAUUGAGGACGACAACUCUCCAGGACGUUACACCUUUUCAAACAAUCAGCAAGCUACUAUCUCACCGAGCAAUUCGCUCAUCGACCCUACAACUCAGACCGCGCUGGAGGGAACAUACUCUUUCGGCAAGGAUAGCGAUUCCUUGUUCGACUUCAAUACAUAUGGCGGUGUUGGUGGACAGCCCCAAGGGAAUGGGAGCUCUGAAGCUUAUACACCGCUGGGCUGGCGGAAUCAGGGACAGCAGCGUGAUGAUUUCGCAAUAGGGUGGCAGUCACCACCACCACAACAAACUCAACAACCCCCACGACAACAGCGCAUGUCUCUCUCACAGGAACAGUCACACAGCUUGUCGCCUGCUUCCUCACACCACUCACACCGUACCACCAGCAGCCCCGAGUCUCGUGCUCACGACUCACAUAGUGAUGACAACUCUAUUCCACGACCAAAGAAGAGAAAGACAAGUACUGAUGAGAACACCGAGGAAAGUGCACCGACCACCACAAGUGGUCGCAAGCAACAACCGAAGAAGACAGCUCAUAACAUGAUUGAGAAGCGAUAUCGUACGAACCUUAACGAUAAGAUCGCUGCUCUUAGAGACUCUGUCCCUUCACUGCGCGUCAUGGCUGGAACAUCGAAGCUUGGCGAGGACGGAGAGGAUGAUGAAGACUUGGAAGGGUUGACGCCUGCACAUAAGCUCAACAAGGCUACUGUAUUGGCAAAGGCAACUGAAUAUAUUAGGCACCUCGAGAAAAGGACCAAGCGGUUACAGGACGAAAACGAUCAACUCAAGAAUCGCCUAGCCGCCUUUGAGAAGUUGGCAAAUAUGGGUCCUAUGAACAACAUGCAAAAUGGCCAACGUGGGGUAGGUGGCGGACCAGGUGGUGGGCUGAUGAGUAGGCUCAUGGUUGGUAGUUUGGCUGGGUUGAUGGUUGCAAACGGGCUACAAGAAGAUGAAAGUGGUCAACGACAAUUAUUUGCAAUCCCAGUCGGAGGUCUGGAGAUGUUUGGCAUGUCAAGCUCGACAUUGGGUGGCAACCAGUUGUUUUGGUUGUUAUUCAAGAUGAUCCUUUUAUUUUCAGCUAUUGUCUAUGUCUUCGUCCCAGGUUUCUUUGACUCGAGGCCACCUUCAGAGAAAGAGAGGGUCACUCCCCAGACUAAGCUUUCACCUGUCCCAUCCCUUGCAUCAUCUAUCGAAAUCCGUCGAACUGCAUGGCUCACUGCCGUUCAGUCAGUCUGGGUCCCUCGCAACUCUCUCGUUAUGGAACUUGCCGCGUUGGGUUUGAAGGCUUUCAAGCUUAGCCUCAGGAAAUUUGUCGGAUGGCACGGCUACUCAAUGCUCACUGGUAUGACUGAGGAGCAUGAAGUUGCUCGUGUCAAGGCCUGGACUAUUGCUCUUGAUGCACAGCUUGCUGGUGGUGAUGCUACGAUUACCCAUUCACGACUUCUCCUUACCUUGUUGGCCUCAAUGACCCUACCCGCGACUCGCAGCCGAUUGAUGUUGAACGCUCUCCACAUUAAGGUUCUCUUCUGGGACCUCGGAAGUAACUUCGAAUCACUCGCAAACAAGCUGGCCACAUACUACUGGAACGAAGCGAGGAAAGUUCAAUCUGCCGAUCCUUCUGAGAACCUCCCGGAACAUCUUGCCCACCUUUUGGAACUUGAACCAAGUGAUGUUUUGGACAACAAGAUUAUCCAGAAGGCUUACAACCUUGCAUAUGACCAGAGCACCGGCCACAACUGCGAAGCUCACGAUGAAGGUAUGGAUACCGUUGUUGAAGACGGAUCAAUCCGUUCUCCACUCGACGCCUUGGCAGCAUGGUAUUCAAGCCUCAUCAUCCAAUCUGUGCUCGCUACAUCCUUGAAGUCCGUAAAACACCAAAGGCAUCUCAGCCCCGAUCUCCAGGUCGCUCUCAAUAUUGCACCACCCAACAGCAAGGCUCAACUCCGAACACUUGUUGCGAAGGCAAUUCUCGACUCUGAUAAGGAAGGAAAGGAUCUCCGCUUGGCGCUCAAGUCUUUUGAGGAAGACCUGAAAGUUCGUGAUUCAUGCAAGUCUAUGCCCAAGAUCUCUGUUACCCCACCUGCCGUCACAACCACCACAGAUGUUAAGAUUGCUAUCCGUUGUGCGAUGGUACUCAACUUGCUGGCCAACGGUCGUCGCGAGGGAGCCACCCGUCUCUUUGCUGACUUUGACUGGCGAAAAUCCUGCAACUCUUCAUCUGAUCAUGUCUCUUCAGACCUUGGCCUUCUUGGAUUUGUUGCCAUCUGGAAGACGUUGAACGCAUUUGUAUCCAGUGAUGAGAACUGGGUUAAGGAAGCUGGCGAGAAUGUUGAAGGAGUUGCGGCAGUAUUGAGGGUUUGGAUUGGUGACAGGAAGAAGAGGGGAUCACGACGAGCGUGGGUUGAGACAAGUGACUGCAAGAGAGUCAUUGAUUUCUGUACUGGAUUACAAAAGAAGCUAGCUGGCUUGGAGGAGGGAAGUGAUGAUGGGUAUGUCAGCGGUCCACACGCUGAGGGAGUGAAGCACCAGUCGAAAGUUAGAUUUUCUGUACCUGAACCGGUAUCAGUUGUUUAA
Messenger RNA from Morchella sextelata, 2997 nucleotides. RefSeq lists its product as uncharacterized. Lineage: Eukaryota; Fungi; Ascomycota; Pezizomycetes; Pezizales; Morchellaceae. The record is from RefSeq and is a predicted model, not a curated record. The transcript has a single exon. Gene Ontology annotation, biological process: positive regulation of transcription by RNA polymerase II; SREBP signaling pathway. The coding region runs from base 1 to 2997 and encodes 998 amino acids. Gene Ontology annotation, molecular function: protein dimerization activity.